AAGGUUUGCAAAAGAAAUCCAGGAAUUGCAAAUAUCGCGCUUCGAAAACCGCCUAAAUGACCAUGAGUGGCGGCUGCAAUUCUUGCCUCAGUUAGCAUACGGCGAGCUCUACUUAUGUAUACUUAACCUGUCAGAGAAUGCACAGAAGCUCGGUAACCAGUCAGCGGUUUGUGAUCACCUAAUAAGAACGCUGCACAAUCUGGUGAUAUUUUUGGACUACGACUGCUUGGAGGGUGUUCCGUUGGCCCUCGCUUGGAUGCUCACUUAUUUUCCCGCAGCUGCGCAGUCAAGCGUGAUCGAACUCAUGUGCGCCGUUGUUAUUCCUUUGGUAUACAACUGUAAAGAUGAUCAGGAAUCAUACGCUAUUGAUUCCAUACCCUCGAUCCUUACAUUGGUCUUCCAGCAUGUGGAAAAAAUUGAAUAUCAUGUGUGGGUCGUGGAAAGCUUUUUGAGUAAAAAGAAGGAACUGCACAAAGACCUUCUUUUGAUUAUCGCGUACGGUCCAACAGAGGCGCGACUACCGGCUGUCUGUUUACUUUUUCACUACUGGCCCGAAAUCUAUCCAGCUGGAUUCCAUGCCAAUCAGACAUUACGUCCACUUCAUUAUGUGUGGGAACCUUGGAAACCAUUGACCUGCGAUAGGACCGACUGUCCAAACAAAGCGGGAAAGGCAUUCGCGAUGAAAAUGACAGUCAACCCUCGGAUCGCUGCUCAGCACGGCGGAAAGCCACCCCCACUGUAUGUUUGCUUGGACUGUGCGGAUGCCCUUAAUCGAAGGGAUUUCGAUCAGCUGGUGGAUAUUUUGCUUCCUAGUAAACAGAUAAGUCUCGUCUGUGAAUCGAAGACUUGCCGAAGUAAAAACAACCAAGCUGCCGUCACAUGCUACUCUACUGAUUGUACCUUCCUUACCGGGAAUCGGGCAAUUCGUUUUUGUGAUGCAUGUCACACCCUGAGACACAGCUACGGGCAAGCCACUUCCAGUGCUUCUAUUUCCAGCCGCACCGAGAGCAGAAUGACCGCCAGCGAACCUUUGGGUAGGACACUUUCGACUACUGUAAGACCCAGACAUUCAGGUCAGCAUAUUUACCAAAUGUCCUUGCCUGAUGUUUGGGAUAUGGCUUUGGACCUUCAGUCGAGUAUGGUUGAAGCGAUUGUUUCACUCACUCGGGAAACCAUGCCCCGCUGGCGUCAGAUUUUACUGGGUGGCGGAGAUGUUUCUGACGACGGAAGCAAUGUGCGAGCAGUUUCCGGACUAACAUGUACCGGUCCAAAUCCACCCGGAGGGCCGCCGAGUGGAAGUGAUAUGAUGCUGCUUGGAGUGAACCCUCCGGGGACUGCCACCGGUCAUGGUCUCUUGACGAGUACUGGAACAGGAAUGCAAACUAUGGGUAUCACGCAGUGUUCACCUUAUGCAGAAUUCGGGCAAGGGGCGACAAGUGGAUCCCGUGGAAUCGCCGGACUGACUCCGACUGGCACGAACGCCAGCGGUGAGGUUGGUGAGCUUUCGCUGAUCGGUCGAUAUACCGAGGAGGAUCACAAGGUAUUGGCUGUCUAUGGGGCAUUACUUGUGGGCGAAAAAUGUUGGCCUCGGGAAUUUCUCAAUAUUGAACUGCUCACGCGCAUCACUGCAGGCAUAUUUAACUGGUUUCUGGACACAAUCUAUACGGCCGAAGCCGGCUCCGGUUACGAUGUGCGAGGAACAUUUAGACAACGAUAUGAAGUAGGGGACUUGCUUGAAAAAGUUAAAAGUGAGUACAUCUUGAAGUGGAUACAAGAAGUGCAACGACUUCAUCCAGAAGCCAUCUUUGCCGUCUUGCUCCCGCAUCCUCUCGAACAUGCUCGUGUUGGAAGCUGUUGGGAUGCCCUCUGUGAUCGUACCACACAGGUGAAGCACGGCCUCAGUCGCAUUGGCAGCCUCAUUCCGUAUGAUAUCGUCACGUUUGAGACCUGGGACUUUGUGAUGCCUUAUUGGCUUGAAUCCAUAAGAACCGAAGUGCCGCGUUCAGAUUACUUGGAGCUGGAAAUCCUAUUGAAGAAAAUUUUCGAUGCCACUGCCGGACCGUUCCCGUUCCUGCCACAAAAGGUCUAUCACUUUGCAGCCGAACGCUUCAUCAGCACACCCCCAUCUGUGCAAGAUCAGGCUCUUGCUUGGUUAGAGUCCUUAUAUGCUAAUCGUACCUCUAUUUCUGCUUCGUUCAUCAAUGUUACACGUACGUUCUCUCUGUUUGAUGUAAAGAUUCUAACGAGCGUUGAAGUACCCAUUCCUAUGAAGGAACUCCUAACCAUGUUUCGAAAUGGUGUUGAAGGGUUUCAAACUGAAUUACUCUUGCCUGAAAACGAUAACUAUGAGGAGGACGAGGAUGUCUUAUCCGACGAUGGCAAGUGUACUCGGAGUGCAUCAGUUCCGAAGCAAAUCUCGGCAACGACGAAUAUAGGGAAUCGACCGCCGCCCAAACGAGGAACAAGUGAAGUGGGUGUGUUUGGAACGGAUUCAAAAGAGUUGAGUUUGGAAUCAUCUGGACGGAGAGACCGUGCUGAGAGCGAAACAGAAUCGGACGAAGAUGUGGUAGAUGAAACACGCGUCUUGCUGUCCAGCAAACAACAACCCUCCCAGGACUCUACUCCGCGUAAACCUCGUCGAUCAUUUUCCAGGCGCCGAACGUCGCAUAAAACUAGGGCUCAUAUAAAGCGUCCAAAUUCUGGACAUUCUGCACAAAAUCAAGCAAGCGGGGAAGUAGAGAGCGACGAGACCAAUGAACACCCAAGCCGAACCCACUCACAACCACCAAGAAAGACAGGAAAGCUUGCGGAACCUUUGAAAAUGGCGAGGCGAAGGAGGUCUUUGCCUCAUGACUACCGGAUGACAGAAUGCUUGGCUCAAAUGCUGAACAUCGCCUACAGACAGCUUCGUCUUCAUGAUCCGGUUGGGCAUGGAGGGUAUACACAAGAAACUCCUCAACUUCUACUCCAGCUUUUGGGUGAUAUGCUCCAAUUGUACUGGGGUCAAGAUGGACCAGUGUCGAGGAAAGGUCUACAGGAACUCUAUUGUGCGGGUCUAGAAACUUGCAUUUUUCCAACUCCUACACAACCACAGGAUACAAACCAGAAUCUCGCUGAGGUUCAGCCCCCAAAGUCCGAAUGUAUGGAUUGCCUUGAUAUGCUAACCUGGAUGAACUACGCCGUGCUGAUGUGUCAACACUUGGCUCCAGUAAGGCCCGCACCGAAGACCACAGUGGAGUUCACGGUCGAAGCACUCACGGCUGCCGCGGAGUUUCCGGAGUAUACAGGAUGGGGGGUUACUGGCACGACGCAAAAGAUCAACGAACAAGGCAGUCCACCACAAGCAACUUCCAUUGUUGAGGACCCCAUGUUAUAUCCCAGUUCGAUGGACAUCGUCUCCAUGCCUCCCGUUAUUCGUUUCGUGUACCUUCUGGUCCGGUUUCUGCAGCAAAAUCGGAAACUGCAGCCCACAUUAGAAUCUGAAACCCUUGAUCCGGUCUCGAAUAACACGGGACAAUCAAGCCAGCAAGAUGUCCCUACCGACACCAUUCGUGUCACCAAAGAUCCUAUCGUGCUGCAGUGUGUCUUGGAAUGUCUUGCCUAUUUGUGUCACGUUGGAGACUGUUUACAACAGGUGCUGUCGCGGACGGAGACCAGUGACAAACCUGGACUUCAGGGUUCUACUCCCUCUACUCAAUCUAUAGCAGGUGGCAGGAAUGGGGGGACAGCCAAGCUGCACCACAUGAGCAUAGUGGGAGGUUCAGGCAAUGGGGCUACGCAAAUUGCGGGAUGUCCUGUGGCAUGCACAGCCACCUCAGUGGCACAAGCCAACUUUAUCCAUUACCUGGUUCAUUGCCACCUCAUUCCAAACCUCUGGGGACUUUUGAAAUCGGACCUUUCUCACUUGGCCAGUUGGACUGUGCCGCUACUACUCCACUGUAUACUACUACCUGGUGGAGCCAAAGUGUUUUGGCGUAUAGUGGAAUCAGCGUUCGGCCACGAUGACUGGCGUGUUCGGUUUGACGCAAUCGAACGAGUUACUGUACUAAUGCGUGAGUUGGAUCAUCAAGUAAUGUCUCGCGGAUUUAGCAGUGCCGCUGGCAUUAAAAUAACCGGUGUCCUUUCCGGCGGAAGUAUGGCUAGCGCAAGUGGAAUGACUCUGUUCGGACGCUCAGCUACCUCUGGACCCACAUCACGACCUCGUGCAACCGGAGGUCGUAUGCUGACAGGGAAAGGUGGAUUCAACCGGGGGCAUGGAAACGUGUCAUCCACUGGGGAUGGGAAAGUCGGGGCAUCAGCCUUGGCUGCGGCGGCGGCGAUUAGCAAUGAGAAUCCUUUGCUGCGCUCCGCACUGGCUCACGCGUUUUGUUGUCUUGUUGGAUCACUGAAUGAUUCAAAUUCGAUGAUUGCCCAGUACACUGCUUCGCAGUUGGCGUCCUUGAAUAAUACUGCUCUUUUGUGCGGAAUUCAGUGUUUGGAAUUUCAGUUCGAUACGGUGAUUGCUGAUCGGUGCUUGAUCUUGCAACGCAUGCAUCAGUUGAGUAGCACACUCCGAAACCGCCAAGUUUUCACCUGGGAAUUUUUCGUCAACCGUUUCGGUCUUCUGGCUUUACAGGCCCAAAUGGCUGCCACAGGACAGCAGGAUAUCGACGCAGUCACCGACCUGAAUGGCUACCACAGAAAUAGCCAGCACUUCCAAAGUCAGUUUGAACGAGCUUGCUUUGCUAUUUCUAAGUGCACCGGUCUUCGAUCAAUCAGUGAGCUAUCUCGGGCCAAAGCUUUGAGAUCGACAGCUUGUUCCGUUGCAGCUGUAGCGCAAUCACAACUGCCAGCUUCCGCAGCUCAAAGAUCCUCAUAUAUUGACCCGGGUGGAGGAUCUCAGCGAGGGGCUAACUCUGAGAGAAACGCAACAGAAAAUAUCUCACCGACUGGCGAUGGGCAAGAAACAGCUUCUAGACCACAAACACCACAUUUCCAGUCGUCCCGUCGGGAGAGGCCCUCGAUGGCAUCCUUCACUGGAUUUUUCUCUUCUGGUCCAGCUGGUAUGGAGUUCAUGGAUAGCAGUAACAAAUUCUUUUGCAACAUACGGAAUGCAUUGGACCAGGACAGCGAGGAGCGUGAUACUUUGCAUCUUUGGGUCCGUUUGCUUCUUCGGUUCAUGUCUACCAUAGAAUUGGAUGCUCGACCUGAUGACACAUCCAGCGGUAGUGGUAGUUUAACCGGUAGUGGCAGACACUCCGUGGCCACCGCGAAAGAUGAGCUUCGAGACAGGAAGGCGCUGAGCAAGGCACAAAGACAUUUGGCAUUUCUGCUGGGCUAUGCAGACGGGGCUUUCAACAUACCACCGCACACGCUGAGAAACUCCACUGUGUUCCAUUCAUUUCUGGCACAUGUCAUGGGUGUUCUGGAUCGAAAUUAUGGAAUGGGUUCAUGUAUUCUGCACCAAACACUUGUUGUACUGCAAUACUGUGCGUCGCCUCAACGUUACGCAACAGACACUCAGCCACCUACAUUCUCCUUGCGUCUGCUCGAACCGCAAGUACGGUUGGAUUGGUUACAAACCCUUCUUGUCAUCUUGUACAAGUACGAGUAUAGUGCACCUGGAGGCACGAUCCCCAGUGGACAAACUGGCAGUGUCGGGGCACAAACAGGAUACAACACAAAUUUACUGAAUCAUCCAAAUCUAGCUGCUGGCGGUGUCACAAACAACGGCACGGGAACGCUGGGUAAACUGAGGAAAAGUAGCUCAGAGAUCACAAUACGCGACCAAGAAGAGAUACACAAAACGCUAAUCGGAACUACUGGAGGCAGUACGGGUGCAAACAUUGGACAGGGGCAGACAGGAUCGGUGGCAGUCGCGGGAUCAUCCAAUGUCUCAGCCAGUGUCCCACCAAACGCAUUCGCAUUGGGUCAUACCUAUCUCGCGGGACCUUCGAGUACACCUCCUGGUGGGACUCGUGGAAUAGUGGAGUACUUAAUACAAGUUGUUCUGAACACUUUGGAUGCUCACGCGCACGUUUGUCGUGACCGCACAGAGGAUGAACCGUUUGAUCCACCUUCACCGCCAGUCAGACUACGGGAAAUCAGCAAUGUUAGUGCAGACUUCACAACCAUUUUUGAGACGGACACGCCCCCUGCUAGCCCGCCCGUUGAAGGCGAGGCUUCGGACGAUGAUGCAGUGGUGAUGCCUGGGGUGACCAUAACUUUGUGUAACCUGGAUGGCGACGAAAACGCAAACAAAUCAAACACUGACUCCGAAAACCAUGCGUUGGACCAGCAACCGGACAAACAGGAGGAUACUCUGAUCCAGGCAACAUAUGAAAUCAAACCAAAGGGUCGUUCGAAACCCCAAUACAACUACAAGACGGAUAAAAUGGAACAGGGGAUUGCGGCACGAACAGAAUCAAGUGACACUGCCGGUGAUGGCAAGGUGGGAAAGGAUUAUGUGUUGCAACAACAACAACAACCAACAACAAAAGGAUUGCCUGAGCGGGCAUCCCCAACGCUGCCGAAAUCUCAACAGGAUCAAAUGGAUUUCAGUCUGUCUGUGGCCCCAUCCACUGUGUCACUGGAUGAACAGGCUAUCAAUGCUCCAAUACUGACGGACGGGAUCGAAAUGACGGUGUUACAAGAAAGGAAGGUUUCCCCCGCCAGUUCGUUGACGACGUCAUCUCAGGUACCAGAUACUACUCUUGACACGAAAGCUUUGAAACGUGUUGCGCUUCGAUUACACAAACGAACUGUUGCUGAGGGAUCGGAUGAAAGGGAGAAGGAAUUAGCGAAAGAUGAGUGUACGAAACACCCAUCAUCCGGGACCCAGCCUCUCGAUUCAAAUUGCAACGUUGUCGGACAGCGUGUUUCCAAACCCAAGUACACAACCUGUGAUCCGAGUAAACACAGCUUACCGAUUUCCUCUGGACGCGGUGGGAUAACCACUAAAAAUGUACCGGAUAGGGAACCAAGAGCUUCCAAAAUCACAGACGAUCAAGGACGUCCUGAUCGAGAAUCGAGCAUCCCUAGUUCCGCUACACAAAGAAUAGAAAAGAAAAAAUCUAUGGCCAAACCUUCAUCAUCACCGCAUGUACAGGCGCCUGUAUCCAGGUCUGGAAGUGUGUCAAACCUGGCAACAGCAGCUGCAUCCGCAGCCCUGACCAUUGAACGGUGCCCUUGGUGUUAUCAAGUUCUGGAGCGCUAUGAUGAGUCGACCCUGGGAUUGGGUAUGCUUUGCUUGGCCACCUUUGUGCAUCGAGAACCCAGCCUUGCUGCACCGUACUUGAAAGACAUGUUGCUUAUCGCAGCUCGCCUGACGAAUGCCUCGCUGUAUUCAUGGCAGACCAACCUGCCACACAUAAUUGUCCCCGGCAAUGUGGCAAGUAUUGCGCGGCAAUUCCUCCGUUGCACCAUGUACAACUUGGCUCCAAAUGGACUCUUUCUGCAGCUUUUCCAAACCCCAAUACCCGAUGAACAUUUCUUUAGGUGUAUCAUCUCAGUGUUGGUGGAUUUCGAAGAACACAUGUCAUUCUUUCAACCAGUGCUUCAGCUUCUUGAAGCACUGAAUAAACGAAAAACGCUGCCAACAGACACUCUGCCUGUGCUGCUAGAAAACAUAGCCAGCUAUUUGGAACAUUUGCCGAACUUGACAGAUGAUGUCAAGGUGAACCAUUUCAUUGCCUCUGGCUGGGCUGACACCAUUGGACCUUUGGAUCUGUUUUUGCGGAAACUUGCAACAGUGACUCCGGUGCCUAGCAAUUUGGCAACAACUGUGCGGAUUAUGACCUAUAUUCUUCGCGCCCCCGUCGCUUCCAACUUCAAGACCCUUCCGGAUACGUUUUCUGCCAUCCUUCGUCUUAUUGUCGAAAACGUACCAUUCAGACUAUCAAGUGUGAUCGAAUUGUGCUCUCUUAGCAGCCGCACCUUGAAGGAGCGUACGAAAAUCCAGUUGACAAAGACGCUCGUUGAACUUUUUCACCAAGCCAUCAAAUUUCGGGUCAGUAUUCCUGACGAAAAUUUGGUCAAAUUGCUUCAAUUUAUCCUGAUGGAUGCAGGCGGAACAUUGGAACCUAAUCAAGUUGUCGAGGGACUAACUACAUUGUUUAACCCACAAACUUAUCAUUUGUUCUCCACUGGUGCGGCCGAACUGAUGCGUCCCCAUAUUGCUGACUGCAUCGCCUUCCUAUCCGAUGUGCACACAAUGCAUAAGGUGAAGCAAGCGCAAAAAUUAGCGAUCCAACUGAACAUCCACGCUGCAGGCGGUGGACCGUAUCAUGGAGUGAAUCCAGCCAACGGAGUUUGCGGCAAUGGGCCACCCAAUUUGGGCGCUUCUGCAGGACUGAUGAGCAGCGGCACAGGAAUGUCUGGAGUGACUGUCGUUGGUGGGUCUGCAAUCCACGGCGCUUCUGGUGCUGGUGGUGGAACCGCCAGCGGAUUUGGAGGUAAUACGGGAUUGAACGUGUCAAUCCCGAGUAUUCACGAGGACGUGUUGGGGGCACAUUUGAAAUCUGGAUUGGCCCAGUACAUAUCCUUAGAAUUAUCGCGUUCGAGUAGUUGCAACGAUCAGGAUGUCAUAACUCUUUUGGCACCAGGUUUAUUGGCGGACAUUCGACCCUUAAAAAACACUGGAUUUACGUCUUCGAGCAACUCUCAGCGACUGAAACCGCCAUCCAUGCAGCCCCAGGCGACGGGAUCAGUUACAGCUACACCUACGAGUGGGACACUUUUGGGUGCAGGAUUAGAGGGUGGGUCUGGAAGAAGCACACGCCCCUCAAGUAGUGUGAUCUCUAAAUCAAGUGACGAUCAUCCCAGUGAAAGGAUUAUUCACCGUAACGCGGAUACUAUGAUUGUAGUAACCCAUUCAACAGAAAACGCAGUGAGUGAGUCGCAGCAAUGUGACAGUGGAGAAGCACAACAGGCAUCUGUUUCAGCGUCGAAUAGCACAACCGGUCUGAGAAUCCAGACACCGAUUCCAUCGAAUUCGUCUAGUCCCGCCAGUGGCCAGAUCAAUCCAUCGCCAGUUUCAGGCGCAGCAAUAAGCCUAACGUCACCGCCAGGUGCGCCGAUCACAAGUUCGCCACGCCUUGGGACUCACGGUCACGUGACUCUGGCCCCAACGAGCUCACAAACCUCGCAGCUUGAUGCACCCGUUCUACAUCUGCUUCCUUGGCUGAAAUCUAUUCCUCCGUCUUCUCAACUCGGACCACGCGAUUUUCUUGUCAUGGUGGAGCGAGUGCGGACAUUGUCGUGGCUGUUGUUGGGAGCCACCAUGAACAUGGCCCUGACGCGUGAGGCGACUGGGUUGGCCUGUCGACCUGUCCCAUUUGUUCUGGUGAGGGCUGUCGCAGAUUUGGUGAAGGCAUUGCUCAGCAGCUUUCCAGACCAACAAAAACAAUCUGUCACGGUCAUGUCAUCUCUGUACCACGCGUUUCUUCUUUGUCAGGUUUGGACUGUUUACUGUGAGACUGCAGCAAGCCUUUCACCUGCACACUCAACACAACACAAAGCCGCGGUUGCUACUGCGGUCGAUUUUUGGACGCGCAUUAUGCCCACUGUUCUUCGGUUAUUAUCUAUUUCUGAAGACUUCGUCAUCGUCAGCGGACGCCUGUUGACCGUUAUGGAAGAGUUAAUGGAGUGCCAGUGUGCAGUCGUCACGAAGCUGUUUCCGGUUUGGAUUCCAAUGCUCUGUGGAAGGCAUAGACAGUUACCUGGAAAUAUGCUGAAGCGCCUACAGAAAUGCAUCGAAUGGGAGCCACCGGAACCGUACACCCGCUUGCUGUUACUGUUCUCUCUUCCGGACUCGUCAGCUGGAGGUUCGACUAUCACUGGAAGAAAGCAUUCCGCCAAGAAAGGGAGCUCACACGAUCGGACGGCACCAAUUCACACAACAUCUCACUCACUCCCAGGACUGACGGCCGAAUCGCUUCUGGCUUGUCAAGCAAAUAGCCUCAUGGGGUGUAAUCCCCUAUCAAAGACGUCCAAAGGACUGCCUGAGGAAACUGCGAUCCUCACAGGCGGAGUACAAUGUGCUGGUCACGCGCUGGCUUCGAGCGCUCCCUAUUCAAGUGAUGGUGUGGGCACGGGUGUAGGGAUAGGAGCCGGAGCGUUGGGAACAGACUUGCUCACCAGUCGCCUAGUCGCAUGGCUGAAGAAACAUAUAUUCGUACUUGGUCGAAACGAGGAUCAGCACUCAACAGCCACGCAUAUAUUUGUCCACUAAGAACUAUGCGUCUCUGUUGAAUGAUCUGCAUUAGGAAGCUGAUUACAACUAAUUUAUUAUGAUUACCAAGCAUAAUAGUCACCGUGUUUUACUCUAUUUCAUGAAUCAUGUCUCGAUCACUUCUGUUCCUGUUCAGUACAUUGUAAAAC
Messenger RNA from Opisthorchis viverrini, 10359 nucleotides. RefSeq lists its product as hypothetical. The record is from RefSeq and is a predicted model, not a curated record. The transcript is spliced from 44 exons. NCBI's taxonomy places the organism in Eukaryota, Metazoa, Platyhelminthes, Trematoda, Opisthorchiida, Opisthorchiidae. Gene Ontology annotation, molecular function: protein binding. The annotation marks the transcript as partial.